GGCGCAGGACUACGCACGUGGGUAGAGGCGAGAGGACCCGGCCGAUGGCUAGUUCCGCGGGGCUGGCGCUAUGCGGGCAGGCGGUGGUGGUGCGGGGAGGCAGCCAGUUCCUGGCCACUAGCACUGCAAGCAGUGAUGAUGACAGCCUCUUCAUGUAUGAUUGCGGUACUGCGGAAAAGAAGCCACAGAAAGAUAAAGGGGAGGACGGGCAGCCUGUGGAGAAGGGGAGUGACACGAUCCUGGCGUCCACCUUCUCCACGUCUGGAAGCUAUUUUGCUUUAACUGAUGACAGUAAGCGUCUGAUUCUUUUCCGUACAAAACCAUGGCAGUGUCUGAGUGUCAGGACCGUGGUGAGGAGGUGCACGGCCCUGACGUUCACAGCUUCUGAGGAGAAGGUUCUGGUGGCGGACAAGUCUGGGGACGUUUACUCCUUUUCAGUGCUGGAGCCACACGAAUGCGGCAGACUUGAACUUGGGCACCUGUCGAUGCUACUGGAUGUGGCCGUGAGCCCCGAUGACCGCUACGUCCUCACCGCUGACCGGGACGAGAAGAUCCGGGUGAGCUGGGCCUUGGCGCCGCACAACAUCGAAGCCUUCUGCCUGGGGCACACCGAGUUUGUGAGCCGCAUCUUUGUGGUGCCCGACCACCCGGAGCUGCUGCUGUCCUCGUCCGGGGACUGCACCCUGAGGCUCUGGGAGUACAGGCGCGGGCGCGAGCUGCACUGCUGUCACCUGGCCAGCCCGCAGGAGCCAGCGGGCCCCUGGAGCGACAAGAGGUUCGCCGCGUCCAGGAUCACUUACUGGAGCCGGGACAGCUGGGUGGCCCUGCUGUGUGACUGCCUCCCCGUGGUCUGCAUCUUCCGGCUGGACGCCCCCGGUCGGCAGCUGGUCUGCAGACAGCAGCUGUCUUUCCAGCACCGAGUGUGGGACGUGGCUUUCGAGGAGAGCCAGGGGCUGUGGGUGCUGCAGGACUGCCGGGAAGCCCCGCUCGUGCUCUGCAGGCCUGUGGACGGCCGGUGGCAGACUGUCCCUGAGACGGCCGCGGUGCAGAGGGUCAGUGCUCACCUUCACAGGAACUGGGCCAUGCUGGAAGGCUCUGCCGGCGUGAACAACGGCUUCAGCGGUCUGUACAAGGCCACCUUUGACAACAUGGCCACUUACCUGGAGAAGAAGGAGGAGAGGCUGCAGCAGCAGCUGCGGAAGAAGCGACACAAGAACCCGCCCCCUGGGCCCAACAGGCAGACCAAGAGGGCAAAGUCCGGGGAGGCGUCCUGGAGCGGCUAGUCCUGGCCCUGGCGUGGCUCAUCCUGGUGCGGCUCGUCCUGGCUCGUCCUGGCUCUGGUGCGGCUCGUCCUAGCCCCCAUGCAGCUCGUCCCAGCCCUGGUGCAGCUCGUCCCAGCCCUGGCGCGGCUCGUCCCAGCCUUGGCAUGGCUCUUCCCAACCCUGGUGCGGCUCGUCCUAGUCCUGGUGCGGCUCGUCCGGCCUCGGAAGACAGAUUUUUCUCUCCCCCAUUGCCAGUAGCUCCUGGGAAGGAAAACGUGGACGUCACUGCCCACUUGGUGAGGGCCAUGCAGCUCCGCAGACGCUGGGGCUGUCCCAGUGAUGGGUGGUGUCCUGGGCUCCAGAGUGUCCUGUCGCUGACAGAGGCUCUGCUGAAGGCGCCCUGCUGCCACUGGGAGGCCGUACCGCGUACCGGCUCAGCUGGACACCCCGCCGGCGGGCAGCGGGCAGCCCGGGAGCCCUUCGCCUUCGCCUUCACGCUGGGGGGACGUGAGCUGUGUCCGCAGCGCCUGUUGGUUCCUCUGCUCUGUUCCAUAAAGCCGCCCACGCUUGGCGCGCCUUCCCCCGGGGCACUCCACAAGCAGACGGUUUUACGCCGGCAUGAUGGGUGUUUUCCUUUUGUUCCUGUUGACGGGUUCUUCCAGGCAGCGGACUGCACCGUCCACCCUGGCGGCCACUCGCCAUGGGGGGCCAUCACAGCCCAGGCAG
This is a messenger RNA of Phyllostomus discolor (pale spear-nosed bat), 1988 nucleotides long. RefSeq names its product WD repeat domain 4 (gene WDR4). NCBI's taxonomy places the organism in Eukaryota, Metazoa, Chordata, Mammalia, Chiroptera, Phyllostomidae. The coding region runs from base 45 to 1283 and encodes 412 amino acids. The record is from RefSeq and is a predicted model, not a curated record. Gene Ontology annotation, biological process: RNA (guanine-N7)-methylation. Gene Ontology annotation, cellular component: nucleus; cytosol; tRNA methyltransferase complex. Gene Ontology annotation, molecular function: protein binding; tRNA (guanine(46)-N7)-methyltransferase activity. The transcript has 12 exons.